UCGCUCGAUUUACAGAGUGCAGCGUGGUUUUGGAUUUUCACUAAUUAGUCAUUAACAUCUAUGUUGUGAUGUUAUCUGCAUUCUGAGAACGAUUGCUCAAUGGUUGAAAUACUCAAAUUCCCACCACUAAGCCAGUCUUGAUUUUAGCCUCAUAUUUCAGUUUGAAUAAUCGGAUAAUCUCAUUAACCAACGAAAAUAAAUAAAUAAAACCAUAAGUGGGCUACAUAAUUGACUGGUUAAUGUGAUUUUUUGUCCUAGGGGAUUCAGAUUUUAUUUUUGAUCGGUUAAACUAUCGAAUCAGCCCCUAUAUUUUUGAUGCCCACAUCUAUGUUUUAUUCAAAUCUUGAUUAUGUAAUCAGUGAAUCAUUGUGCCGAGUUAUGCGUUAUUUCCCAAGUAUACGUUCAUUCAGUAAUCGUUUAAAGGAAAACCGUGAACUAACGUGGUGAGAGAAAAGGAACAAACAAAUACUAUCCUCCCGAUUUCGAUCCUAAUCAUCACAGGAAUCUCAACUCAUACCAUGGCACACAUGCUCUACGUCAACGUGGGAGAAAGGCAGGUCAAGGCAUUAUCACUAUUAGAUUUGAAAUGCCUUUCAACUGCUGGUGUCUCACUUGUAAAAAUCCUAUCGGUAUGGGUGUCAGAUAUAAUGCAGAAAAGAAAAAAGUAGGGAUGUAUCACUCAACUCCUAUCUACCAAUUCUCUAUGCCUUGCCAUCUCUGUGCUGGUACAAUUGUAAUGCAGACGGAUCCAAAAAACUUCCAAUAUGUUAUUCUGGAAGGUGCUAGGCGUAAAGUACAAAAGUGGGACUCAGAAGAAAAUGAACAAGUCCUUAUUGCAGAUCACUCUGAAAAGAAGCAGCUUGCUACUGAUGCCAUGUAUCAUUUGGAGCACAAUGUAACUGACAAAAGGAAAGCAAGUGAGAUCAUACCAGCAAUUCAAGAAGUCCAGAUUGAUCGUUUGAAACACGAAGAUGACUUUACUUUGAAUCAAAUUGCUCGUAAAAAGUUUCGUGAAGCCAAAAAGCAAUCUGAGGAAAAAUUGGUCAGAGAUAACUCUCUCUUAAAGCGCUUGUCACUAACUGGGUCUCACGUUGAACUUCUUCCAGAAACUGAGGACGACUCAACUAUGGCAAAAGUUAUGUUCCUUACACAUUCGAAACGUAAUAUAACCGCAAAUCCUUUGAAUUCUACGUCUCUCAUUCGUAAUAGAAACUCACAUGUGCCAGCUUCUAAAGCCAAAAGUGCAUCGAAAGCUGAUAACAUCAAAAAGUCAACUAUAUCAACGUUAAAAAAGACUCCAAGGAUGUCGAUGGAUCCGAUUAUCUAUCGUCCUUGUAAAAGUAAGAAACUAAUUAACAAGUCUGGGGACUCUGGAAUUGAAGAAAGUGAAUCCUCUCUUUCAACUCCCAAUCGCUUUUGUAAUCACGUGACAGAUAGUCCUGUCGAACUGGUGACCUAUGAAAGUAGUGAUGACUCACAUAGCAAUAUUGACGUUUAACCUUACACGUUUGGUCAAGUAAAACGGAUCUCGCUUCAUUCAUGCUCUGUGUGAGAUCAGUGGGUUGGAGUUAUGAACCAAACACCUUAUUUUAAAUUUGCAGAAGGAGCAAGUACAUGUGGAAGGUAUUCAUGCUCUCCACGUUGGCACGUUUGAGAUAUUCAUUUUAAAGACUUUUGUACCUUAUUUUGUUCAAUAAAAUACUCUUAUAUUCA
Molecule: messenger RNA, 1713 nt
Organism: Schistosoma mattheei
Lineage: Eukaryota; Metazoa; Platyhelminthes; Trematoda; Strigeidida; Schistosomatidae
Source: the annotation of a GenBank genome assembly